GUCGGGGUGGGGUACAGAUCAUAAUGGUCCCUUACUUUCCCACUACGUUCUGCGAUCUAUUCGGCGCUUUGGGGCAGCAACACUGUUCGCUCAUGGGGUGGGCGGGGUAGGUAGCCCGGCGUUCGAAAUGCUAAGUGACCAGCCUGAGAUCACAAAGCCAGUCAGUGAAGAUACUGGGAUCUCAGCCCAGACUUUCUGAUUACAAGUGCCAGCAUCAGAUUCUGAGUUCCCUCUAUGAUCUGGGUACUGUACUAGCCGCCUGCAACAAAGAUCAGUUAUUCAAGAUCCUUCCCCUCGGGGAAUUAGUUGUGUAGUGGAGACAACCAAGCAGUGUAAAGUGGAGUGGCUUUGGAGAUAUAUCAUCCCCUGUAAUCCGGGAGGCAGAGGUGACACGGACUGCACGGAAACAGAGUGCUCAAAAAAGAGUUUUACUUCAGGCAUCUCAAGAUGAAAAUUUUGGUAAUACUACACCAAGAAACCAGGUUAUCCCUCGAACUCCUAGCUCAUUUCGACAGCCUUUUACCCCAACAAGCCGAAGCUUACUCAGGCAGCCAGAUAUUUCCUGCAUUCUUGGAACAGGAGGGAAGUCGCCCCGACUUACGCAGUCUUCAGGGUUCUUUGGAAAUCUCUCCAUGGUUACUAAUCUGGAUGACAGUAACUGGGCAGCUGCAUUUUCAUCACAGCGUUCCGGGCUCUUCACAAACACAGAGCCCCACAGUAUAACAGAAGAUGUAACUAUCAGUGCUGUUAUGUUACGUGAGGAUGAUCCUGGAGAAGCUGCAUCCGUGAGUAUGUUUUCUGAUUUCCUGCAGUCUUUUCUGAAGCACUCUUCAAGUACAGUUUUUGAUCUUGUGGAAGAGUAUGAAAACAUCUGUGGUAGUCAGGUGAAUAUACUGAGUAAAAUAGUGAGUCGAGCAACACCUGGACUUCAAAAAUUUUCAAAAACAGCCAGUAUGCUCUGGCUUCUUCAACAGGAGAUGGUCACAUGGAGGCUGCUGGCUUCUUUGUAUAGAGACAGAAUACAGUCUGCAUUAGAAGAGGAAAGUGUAUUUGCAGUUACUGCUCUUAAUGCCAGUGAAAAAACAGUUGUGGAAGCGUUAUUUCAGAGGGAUUCACUUGUUCGACAAAGUCAGCUGGUGGUAGAUUGGUUAGAGAGUAUUGCCAAAGAUGAAAUUGGAGAAUUUUCUGAUAAUAUUGAGUUUUAUGCAAAAUCAGUAUAUUGGGAAAAUACUCUACAUACCUUAAAACAACGGCAGCUGACAUCUUACGUUGGAAGUGUUCGUCCGCUUGUCACUGAAUUGGACCCUGAUGCUCCCAUAAGACAGAAAAUGCCCCUUGAUGAUCUGGAUAGAGAAGAUGAAGUUAGAUUACUCAAAUAUCUCUUUACUCUAAUCCGUGCUGGAAUGACAGAAGAGGCACAACGACUCUGUAAACGCUGUGGUCAAGCAUGGAGAGCUGCAACACUUGAAGGCUGGAAACUGUACCAUGACCCUAAUGUUAAUGGAGGAACAGAAUUAGAACCUGUUGAAGGGAAUCCAUAUAGACGCAUUUGGAAAAUAAGUUGCUGGAGAAUGGCAGAAGAUGAGCUUUUUAAUAGAUACGAGAGAGCAAUUUAUGCAGCUUUAAGUGGGAAUCUUAAGCAGCUGCUUCCUGUCUGUGACACCUGGGAAGACACAGUUUGGGCCUACUUCCGGGUGAUGGUGGACAGUCUGGUAGAACAGGAGAUCCAGACAUCAGUAGCAACUCUGGAUGAAACUGAAGAACUCCCUAGAGAAUAUCUGGAAGCAAACUGGACCUUAGCAAAGGUUUUUGAGGAACUUCAAGCUACUGAUAAAAAGAGAGUUCUGGAAGAGAAUCAAGAACAUUAUCAUAUAGUUCAAAAGUUUCUUAUCCUGGGAGACAUUGAUGGUUUGAUGGAUGAGUUUAGCAAAUGGCUUUCCAAAAGCAGAAACAGUCUACCUGGACACCUCCUUCGCUUUAUGACUCACCUUAUUUUGUUUUUCCGUACUCUGGGACAACAGACCAAGGAGGAAGUUUCUAUUGAAGUUUUAAAGACAUACAUACAGCUUUUAAUAAGAGAGAAACAUACAAAUCUUAUAGCAUUUUAUACCUGUCAUUUGCCUCAAGACCUAGCUGUUGCCCAGUAUGCAUUAUUUUUGGAAAGUGUUACAGAAUUUGAACAGCGCCACCAUUGCCUGGAGUUGGCUAAAGAAGCAGAUUUGGAUGUUGCAACAAUAACAAAAACUGUAGUUGAGAAUAUUCGAAAGAAAGAUAAUGGUGAAUUUAGUCAUCAUGACCUGGCCCCAGCCCUAGAUACUGGCACUACUGAGGAGGAUCGUUUAAAAAUUGAUGUAAUUGACUGGUUGGUAUUUGACCCAGCACAGAGGGCAGAAGCACUGAAACAAGGCAAUGCAAUUAUGAGAAAAUUCUUGGCAUCAAAAAAGCACGAAGCUGCAAAAGAAGUAUUUGUGAAAAUUCCUCAGGAUUCUAUAGCAGAAAUCUGUAAUCAGUGGGAGGAACAAGGAAUGGAAAGUCCACUUCCUGCUGAAGAUGAUAAUGCUAUCCGAGAACAUUUGUGCAUCAGAGCUUAUUUGGAAGCCCAUGAAACCUUUAAUGAGUGGUUUAAGCAUAUGAAUUCAGUUCCACAAAAACCUACUUUGAUACCUCAACCAACUUUUACUGAGAAAGUGGCUCAUGAACACAAAGAAAAGAAAUAUGAAAUGGAUUUUGGUAUUUGGAAAGGGCAUUUGGAUGCCCUAACUGCUGAUGUGAAGGAGAAAAUGUAUAACGUCUUGUUGUUUGUUGAUGGAGGGUGGAUGGUGGAUGUUAGAGAGGAUGCCGAAGAAGACCAUGAAAGAACACAUCAAAUGGUCUUACUGAGAAAGCUUUGUCUGCCAAUGUUGUGUUUUCUGCUUCAUACAAUAUUGCACAGUACUGGUCAGUAUCAGGAAUGCCUACAGUUAGCAGAUAUGGUAUCCUCUGAGCGCCACAAACUGUACCUGGUAUUUUCUAAGGAAGAGCUAAGGAAGUUGCUGCAGAAGCUCAGAGAGUCCUCUCUAAUGCUCCUAGACCAGGGACUUGACCCAUUAGGGAGGAAGAAGGAAGAACCUGACUUCUGUGUGAAGGACCUUACUGUCGAUCAAGACUGUUACUCAAAGUUCUAUCUCUUAGUCAUUGCACCUGACCUGAUCCAAAACAUAUAUAUAUAUUUGUAUGCACCCCUAGAGACAGCUGUAUAUAUAUACAGUUUUGCCAGGUUGUACGUUUUUUUCUCGAGUUGUAAGUGAACACAGUAGCACUCGUUUACAUUGUCAAGGGGACAUCUUUAGAGAACACAUUUUCUCACUGUUGAGCUAAUAAUGCUUUGUGAAUGUAUGAUCUAAGGAGAAACCCUCGUAGUUAUACCCGAUGAUGCUGUCUGUUGGAAAGUAAAUUUUGAAUGUCUUUUUCCAAAAAUAAAAAAUAAAAACAU
This is a messenger RNA of Pan troglodytes (chimpanzee), 3472 nucleotides long. RefSeq names its product nucleoporin 107 (gene NUP107). NCBI's taxonomy places the organism in Eukaryota, Metazoa, Chordata, Mammalia, Primates, Hominidae. The transcript has 29 exons. The record is from RefSeq and is a predicted model, not a curated record. The coding region runs from base 633 to 3287 and encodes 884 amino acids. Gene Ontology annotation, cellular component: nuclear pore; nuclear pore outer ring. Gene Ontology annotation, biological process: post-transcriptional tethering of RNA polymerase II gene DNA at nuclear periphery; mRNA export from nucleus; protein import into nucleus. Gene Ontology annotation, molecular function: structural constituent of nuclear pore.